UUUAAAAAAAGAGAGAGAAAAGAGAGACUUGAUUUUCAUUGGACGAUAAAAAAAAGUCACUUUUUUUGUUUUGUUUUGCUUCUCUCAGGUCACUGUACACUUUUUGCUUUGCUUAGCGUUGUGAAGUGAAGAAAUGGGUGAUUGGGCUGAUCACAGCGCCUUUAGUUUGCUCCUCAGCUCCAUUAUGAUGAGUCUGCAUCCACUAUCUUCGUAUCUUUCUUCUUCUCCAUCCAUCCGUCAAAUUCUAAGUAUGAUCUGCAACAGUUGAUCGAACCCCAAAGGAUACAUAUAUCAAAGCCCGGGAGGGGAUCAGAUCAGAGAGAGAUGGAUCUAAGUCGCGCCUUCAUUGCAAUUUUCCGGUAUGUUGUUUGUUGUGGGGAGGAGGAUCCAUCAGAAUCCCAUUGGAGACAACAAAGGCACCAUUACUCCGAAAUCAGAGAUACUCACUCUUCCUACCCAUCAUAUCAUGAGACAAUGAGAACUACCCAAUCUAAAGUUUCAUCAAAACCAAGCCAUCGCAAUAAUGCAUUUCAGGCCAACGAACUCUCUUCCUUCCCCCCUCCACCACCACAACCACCACCCGUUGCAGCCCAUAAACCAACUCCGACAACCACCACUUCACCGAGACUUAGUGAGGUUCUCCCACAGCCCAUAUCUUUCAGUUAUUCCUCUCCGGCUUCACGCAAGGCAAGCAGUGAAGUUGUUUCUACAAAGCCAAGAGAUUCAGUACUCCCUCCCUUUCCAGCUUUACACAAGGCGAGUAGUACUGAAGUUGUUUCUAAGAAGCCUUCACACUCUUCUCAAUCAUCCCAAAAUAAGUUCUUACUUUCAAAUACAGCCAAGCUGCCACCCCCACCUCCUUCACCUUCUCCUAAACCAAUCUCAUCAUUCCCGGCUCCUAGUCAAAAAAGGCCUGCUCUUUCCACUAAACCAGCCUUGCCUGUGGAUUCACCAUCUGCGAAAUUCCCCCCACCCCCACCAGUUAAGGCUAAUACACCAACUCCAACUACCAUUAUUACUUCAUCAAGUCUUAGUGAGGUUCUCCGACCGCCCAAAUCUUUUGGUUAUUCAUCUCCAUCUUCACACAAGGCAAAUGAAGUCUCUACAAAGCCAAGAGAUUUAUUUUCUUCCUCUUCAAUUACACCGAAGCAAAAUGAGGUUUCUAAAUCGCAGUCAUUUCCUUCCUCUGCAUUGUCACCGGAAGUAAUUGAAGCUGCUCAAACUCGCAGCUUCAACACCAUCAUCAAAACCAACACCACAAAAGAAAAUAAAGGUACCACUCCUAUAUGCUCCCAUCACCUGCAACCCUCUUCAUUGCCUUCUUCUCGUUCACCCCAAGAUAAGUUGCUGCUUUCGAAUACAACCAAGUUGCUGACCCCAUCUCCUUCACCUUCUCCUAAACCACCACCAUCAUUCCUGUCUCCUAUUCAAAAAAAGCUCUCUUUUUUCACUAAACCAGCCUUGCGUGUAGAUUCAGCAAAAAAUCACAAUGCUACAAAUAAUUACAUAUGGGUUGAGAAGGGUGCAUCGCCUACAUAUGUAGCUCCUGAUGAUCUAAAAGAACUGAUUGAGAAGGAUGUUGUGCCACAAGUUCUCAAGAAGCCCUUGUCCAUUUCAACGUACAAGGACUAUUUUCGUGCCUUGCUCUAUGCUGAAGACGUCUAUAUUGAGAAAUGGGAUGGCUUCGAAAUGAAGGAUGUCACCUUGGAGUUGCACGAUGCAGCCAUCUAUAAAAGAAAAAGUAGACACGAUAGAAUCGAUGAGGAUGGCCCAAAACAUGAAAAGACAUUUGUAGCAUUUGAGAUUGAUAAAGUUCCAGAGAGAAGGCCUUUUUUGAUAUCUCGGGACUUUGUCACACUAAAACCUUCGGAGAAGGAAUUCCCGAUCUUUGAGGGGCUGGUCUAUCGGGUGGUGAGAAGCAAUCUUUUAUUAUCCGAAUUUGAAGAUGACUUUCUCAAGCAGCAUCGCCCGGCCUGUAAAUAUGAUGUCAAGUUCUCAUUCAACAGAGUGUGUUUGAAACGUGCUCACCAGGCAAUUGAAUCCACGUCCGGUCCCUUGUUCAGGAACUUCCUGUUCCCAGAAAUCCUUCCAGAGAGCAGAUUUCUUUCCAACCAAUACUCGCUCAUCAUUGAUAAGAUUUUGAGACUACGGGCAUCACCGCCCUACCUGGUAAAGAAGGAAUUAUCUGUUAUAAGGGAAAGGAAAACACACCCACGUUUAUCAGGGACAGGAGAUCUCAUUGUCGAUGCUGCAGUGAGACUGAUUCAUGCAUCUCCUCUAAACCGGAUCCUUUUGUGUGCACCUGCAAACACAACCUGUGACUUGCUCUUGAGAGGAAUGAAAUGGAUGCAGAGGAUUCCUGAGCAUGAAAUUUUACGGGCCAAUGCUGCAUUCCGAGAACGGGAUGACGUACCUAAAGACAUCCUCCCUUCUUGCACAUAUGAAGAUAAAACCGGGUGUUUUUUCUGUCCUUUGCUUGAUGAGCUCCGGAGAUACAGGGUAAUUCUGUCCACCUUUAUGAGCAGCCACCGGCUACACAGUGAGGGAUUAGAGGCUGGGCAUUUCAGCCAUGUCAUUUUAGUGGAUGCAUCAUCCGUCACUGAACCAGAGGCUCUAGUCCCUUUGGCUAACUUUGCCACGGAGGGGACAGCAGUAGUUGUCUUUGGUGAUGGAGGAGACCAUUCACACUGGAUACGAUCCCCUGUGGCUCGGAAGUUUGGUUUGGCAUGCUCUUACUUUGAAAGGUUGUACAAUGCUCCGAAUGACGAUGACGACUUUUAAAAUCAGGGUGAAGCAUUUGUGAAUGUGCCUUUUAUAUUUUUUUAGAUUGAUGGAUUAGGAAGCGAAAUGAACUCUAGGAGCGUGUGAAAUGGAACCAUGUAGAGUGGAUCUAUGUAUGAUAAUAAUCUAGGAGGAUAAGAAACCUGGAACUCAAAUAAAGCACAAGCGGCAAGCUCCCUUUAACACCACCCAAAUGACUCAUUUACGUGGGGCUGGUUGAGUCUUGUGCAGGCCCUUUAGGAGAAGCUA
This is a messenger RNA of Cuscuta campestris, 3030 nucleotides long. Lineage: Eukaryota; Viridiplantae; Streptophyta; Magnoliopsida; Solanales; Convolvulaceae. The record is from the annotation of a GenBank genome assembly.